AUGACAGACUUCGAUACCCUAUUCAACAUCGCAGCCUUCUUAGCAGGCUUGUCGCUGCUUGAGCGCGGCGCGAAGCUCUUUGUGAACAGUGCCACCACGUUGGCGAAGCGUCUCCGACUGCCUGAAGUCCUCGUGGCUAUCCUGAUCGCCGGUGCGGAAUGGGAAGAACUGGCUGUUGUCUCUCUCAGUAUUGCCCAGGAACGUCCCGCGCUGGCUGUGGGAAAUGUCAUCGGCAGCUCUGUGGCCAACAUUCUGGGCGCCUUCGCCCUGGGCCUUCUCUGCUCCACGGGGGAGUGGGAUAGCUUUGACAGGACGUCGAAGAUGGCCACCCGAGGGCUUCUGGCACUGACAAGUGUUGUGGCUCUAUUUGCCUUGGCUGAUAUCGUAUGGAACCGAAUUGUGGCGAGCCUGUUGCUUGUUGCCUUCGUGGGGUAUCUCUUCCUUGUGCUGUGGACAAUCUGGCAGGCAAUGUUCUACACCGAGGAGCACGAGAGAGACGAUGUCGAGUCCGGGGCCGCUGCUCAUGAUGAUGCCUCCUCAUCAAGCUCUUCUUCUUCUUCUUCCAACAACAGCCACCGUCACCACUUUCUAGACCGCCACCGCCAUUUCGUGGACCGUCACUUUCUGCGCCGUCAUGCAGACGAGCCCAACGAGACCACGACCCUCCUUGGUGUGCCCGCGCCAGGCUAUAGCCCCAAGCAAUUUCAUCACACCCUUGCCCCAGCACUGCAGGUUCUGGGCGGAUUUGCAGCCCUCACUUUGAGCGGCUUUAUCCUGUCGCGCUCGUCGACACGACUCGCUUCAGCGAUCAACAUGUCCGACAGCGCUUUCGGCGCCACGUUCCUCUCCCUCGCCACGACCCUGCCAGAGAAGUUCUUGGCGGUGAUGAGCAGCUCUAAGGGCCACACUGGCCUCCUCGUUGCAGACGCAGUUGGAAGCAACGUUUUCUUGUUGACACUGUGCCUUGGUAUUGCGGCAUGGAGCAUCGCAAGCCACGACUGGCAUGAUCACCCGGAGGAGGGUCCCAGCUUUGUGGACAUCUCUCGUAUCGAGGCAUGGUGGCUUUGGACAGCAUCUAUUGUACUAGCGUUCAUUGUCAACGUUGGCGGCAGGCUCUUCUGCAAGUUCGCCAUUGUGAGGCAGUCGGUCGGACUUUUGAUGUUGAUGGGCUAUGGUGGUUUCCUGGCGCUGGAGUUUACGAUCCUGCGCGACGAUUAA
This is a messenger RNA of Diaporthe amygdali, 1218 nucleotides long. RefSeq lists its product as uncharacterized. The transcript has a single exon. Bases 1 to 1218 code for a protein of 405 amino acids. Gene Ontology annotation, cellular component: membrane. The record is from RefSeq and is a predicted model, not a curated record. Gene Ontology annotation, biological process: intracellular calcium ion homeostasis; calcium ion transmembrane transport. NCBI's taxonomy places the organism in Eukaryota, Fungi, Ascomycota, Sordariomycetes, Diaporthales, Diaporthaceae. Gene Ontology annotation, molecular function: calcium channel activity; calcium, potassium:sodium antiporter activity.